Messenger RNA from Diceros bicornis minor, 6076 nucleotides. RefSeq names its product potassium voltage-gated channel subfamily H member 7 (gene KCNH7). Gene Ontology annotation, cellular component: membrane. The transcript is spliced from 17 exons. Lineage: Eukaryota; Metazoa; Chordata; Mammalia; Perissodactyla; Rhinocerotidae. The record is from RefSeq and is a predicted model, not a curated record. Gene Ontology annotation, molecular function: inward rectifier potassium channel activity. Gene Ontology annotation, biological process: membrane repolarization during action potential; potassium ion transmembrane transport. The coding region runs from base 1260 to 4694 and encodes 1144 amino acids.
UCCAGGCUCUUGUGAAGUUUUGUUUUCGCUUCUGUUUUUAAACUUGAAGUUUAAACAAAGUUGAGCUAUUCGUAUUAUCAGUUCACAAAACAUUAUAUCCUGGGUAUAUGUGAGUCCCCUAUCUUGGUGAGUUGGUUCGUUGUUGAUUUGUUUAUUUUUUUUUAAUUAUUUUUUAUCCCUGUUCCCUGACCACACUCAUCACUCCCUGAAUGGGCAAGGAUUGGAAUGUGUAUCUUUUUAUUAUAUUGUGUUCUUGAAAAAUGUAUAUUGCGUUAUGUGCAUAUAUUUUAACAUAAAUGAUAUUGUUAUAUAACUCUUUCUGUUUCCUACUUUUGUCUUCUGUGUUUUUAGUACCCAUCCCUGUUCUUAGGUAUACUACUAGUGCAUUGUUAACGGCUCCACAAUGCUCAUGGCAUGUACCUACCACACUUUGCCUAUUCAUUAGAGAUUGGAGUCUCACUUCUGAGUCAAGAAAAGCAGACAAAUAUCCUCAAGUUUGUUUUCUCUUUUUUUGCUUGCUCUUGGAGUAUUUUCUGUGUCUGUGCUGGGUGAAGGGGAUAUAAUGACCUAAUUUAAAGAAGGAAACAAAGGAAAAAGGAUGUGAUCAGAAUUGUAAAUCAUUUAGUAUAAACAGGGUUAAGGUUAGGUGUUUUAGAUUCAACACUGUACAGUAGUAGAGUCCGCAGGCUUACAUCUGCUCAGACUUGCUGGGUUCUAAUCUUGGCUCGUCUACUUACCAACUCUGUAACUGAGGUAAGUUACUUAAACCCUUUGAGCAUCAGUUUCUUCAUUUGUAAUAUGAGUAUAAAAAUAAUACAUUUCUCAUACCAAUCCAGAUAGGCUAUAUUACGCUACUAACAAACCACUCCCAAAUCCCAAGGGAUUAAAAUCACAGAAGAUAUUUCUUGCUCACGUUAUGUGUCUGUCAGUGUCCACUGGGGCCUCUACUCCACGUUGCUUUCUUCCUCACUGCAGGACCUUGGUUGAUGGAGUGACCACCAUCUAGAUUUCUGGUUGCUGAGACAGAGGGAAAAGAAAGCUCUGGAGACUCACACAGGGGAUUAGAUACUCAGCCCACAGGAACCUGCAGAGUCCUGACACACGCCAGAUAGCCGCCAAACAAGCCAUCUCCAUGCUAAUGAGACCCCUUGCUGACCUGCUCAGGGCACAUUGAGAAGGAAGGGGAUAAAAAAUUUAUCAUUGCAAAUGCCAGAGUGCAGAACUGUGCCAUCAUCUACUGCAACGAUGGGUUCUGCGAGAUGACUGGUUUCUCCAGGCCAGAUGUCAUGCAAAAGCCGUGCACCUGCGACUUUCUCCACGGGCCUGAGACCAAGAGGCAUGAUAUUGCCCAAAUUGCCCAGGCAUUGCUGGGGUCAGAGGAGAGGAAAGUGGAGGUCACCUACUAUCACAAAAAUGGAUCUACUUUCAUUUGUAACACUCACAUAAUUCCAGUGAAAAACCAAGAGGGCGUGGCCAUGAUGUUCAUCAUUAAUUUUGAAUAUGUGACAGAUGAGGAAAAUGCUGCCUCCCCAGAGAGGGUAAACCCAAUCUUACCAGUCAAAACUGUAAACCGGAAACUUUUUGGGUUCAAGUUCCCUAGUCUGAGAGUUCUCACAUACAGAAAGCAAUCCUUACCACAAGAAGACCCCGAUGUGGUAGUAAUCGAUUCUUCUAAACACAGUGAUGAUUCAGUAGCCAUGAAGCACUUUAAGUCUCCUACAAAAGAAAGUUGCAGCCCCUCCGAAGCAGAUGAUACGAAAGCCCUGAUACAGCCCAGCCAAUGUUCCCCCUUGGUGAAUAUAUCUGGACCUCUUGACCAUUCCUCUCCCAAAAGACAAUGGGACCGGCUCUACCCUGACAUGCUGCAGUCAAGUUCCCAGCUGACUCAUUCCAGAUCCAAGGAGAGCCUUUGUAGUAUACGGAGGGCUUCUUCAGUGCAUGACAUAGAAGGAUUCAGCGUCCACCCCAAGAACAUAUUUAGAGACCGACAUGCCAGUGAAGGGCCUUUUAAUCAUAUCAAGUCAAGUCUCCUGGGAUCCACGUCGGAUUCAAACCUCAACAAAUACAGCACCAUUAACAAGAUUCCACAGCUUACUCUGAAUUUUUCAGAUGUCAAAACUGAAAAAAAGAACACAUCCCCUCCUUCUUCAGAUAAAACCAUUAUUGCACCCAAGGUUAAAGAUCGAACACACAAUGUGACAGAGAAAGUUACCCAGGUUCUCUCUUUAGGAGCAGAUGUCCUGCCCGAAUAUAAACUGCAGACGCCACGCAUCAACAAGUUUACAAUAUUACACUACAGUCCUUUCAAGGCAGUCUGGGAUUGGCUUAUUCUGCUGUUGGUCAUAUACACUGCUAUCUUCACUCCCUACUCUGCAGCCUUUCUCCUCAAUGACAGAGAAGAACAGAAAAGACGAGAAUGUGGCUAUUCCUGUAGCCCUUUGAAUGUGGUAGACUUGAUUGUGGAUAUUAUGUUUAUCAUAGAUAUUCUAAUAAACUUCAGGACAACAUACGUAAAUCAGAAUGAAGAAGUGGUAAGUGAUCCCGCCAAAAUAGCAAUACACUACUUCAAAGGCUGGUUCCUGAUUGACAUGGUUGCAGCAAUUCCUUUCGACUUGCUGAUUUUUGGAUCUGGUUCUGAUGAGACAACAACAUUAAUAGGUCUUUUGAAGACAGCUCGACUCCUUCGUCUUGUGCGAGUGGCCCGGAAACUUGAUCGAUAUUCGGAAUAUGGCGCUGCUGUUCUAAUGCUCUUAAUGUGCAUAUUUGCCCUGAUUGCUCACUGGCUGGCUUGCAUUUGGUAUGCGAUUGGGAAUGUAGAAAGGCCCUACCUGACUGACAAAAUUGGAUGGUUGGAUUCCUUAGGACAACAAAUUGGGAAACGUUACAAUGACAGUGACUCAAGUUCUGGACCAUCCAUUAAAGACAAAUACGUCACAGCACUUUAUUUUACCUUCAGCAGUUUAACCAGUGUAGGAUUCGGGAAUGUGUCUCCUAACACCAAUUCGGAGAAAAUCUUUUCAAUUUGUGUCAUGUUGAUUGGCUCACUAAUGUAUGCAAGCAUUUUUGGGAAUGUAUCUGCAAUUAUCCAAAGACUAUACUCGGGAACUGCCAGGUACCACAUGCAGAUGCUGCGAGUAAAGGAGUUCAUUCGCUUUCACCAAAUCCCCAACCCUCUGAGGCAACGACUUGAAGAAUAUUUCCAGCACGCGUGGACUUACACCAAUGGCAUUGACAUGAACAUGGUCCUAAAGGGUUUCCCAGAGUGUUUACAAGCUGAUAUUUGUCUACAUCUCAACCAGACUUUGCUGCAAAACUGCAAAGCCUUUCGGGGGGCAAGUAAAGGUUGCCUUAGAGCUUUGGCAAUGAAGUUCAAGACCACCCAUGCACCUCCAGGAGACACCCUGGUUCACUGUGGGGAUGUCCUCACUGCACUUUAUUUCUUAUCCAGAGGUUCCAUCGAAAUCCUCAAAGAUGACAUUGUGGUAGCUAUUCUGGGAAAAAAUGAUAUAUUUGGAGAAAUGGUUCAUCUUUAUGCCAAACCUGGAAAGUCUAAUGCAGAUGUAAGAGCUCUCACCUACUGUGAUUUGCAUAAGAUCCAGAGAGAAGACUUGUUGGAGGUUUUGGAUAUGUAUCCUGAGUUCUCAGAUCACUUUCUCACAAACCUAGAGCUGACUUUCAACCUCAGGCAUGAGAGUGCAAAGUCUGAUCUCUUACUACGAUCCCAGUCCAUGAAUGACUCUGAAGGAGACAACUGUAAACUACGAAGAAGGAAAAUGUCAUUUGAUAGUGAAGGAGAAAAAGAUUUUGGCAAAGCAAACAGUACAAAUGAUCCUGAAGACUCUGUAGAUACCAUAAGAAAUUAUCAGAGUUCCAAGAAACACUUUGAAGAGAAAAAAAGCAGAUCUUCAUCUUUCAUCUCCUCCAUUGACGAUGAACAAAAGCCUCUCUUUUCAGGAAUAGUAGAUUCUCCUCCAAGAAUAGGGAAAGCAGCUGGACUCGAUUUUGAAGAAACAGUGCCCAUCUCAGGAAGAAUUCACAUAGAUAAAAGAAGUCACUCUUGCAAAGAUAUCUCUGACACAAGAGUCUGGGAACGAGAAAAUGCCCGGACUCAGGCUGAUGAGUCUAGUCCCUCAGCACUUCAGCGAGCUGCCUGGGGGAUCUCUGAAACCGAAAGUGACCUCACAUAUGGAGAAGUGGAGCAAAGACUAGAUUUGCUUCAAGAACAACUUAACAGACUUGAAUCCCAGAUGACUGCUGACAUCCAGACCAUCUUACAGCUACUGCAGAAACAAACUACUGUGGUCCCCCCAGCCUACAGUAUGGUAACUGCAGGAGCAGAGUAUCAGAGACCGGUCAUCGGCCUGAUGAGAACCAGUCAUCCGGUAGCAUCCAUCAAGACCCAUCGAAGUUUCAGUCCUUCCUCACAAUGCCCUGAAUUUCUAGACCUUGAAAAAUCUAAACUUAAAUCCAAAGAAUCCCUCUCAAGUGGGGUGCAUCUGAACACAGCUUCGGAAGACAACUUGACUUCACUUGUAAAACAAGACAGUGAUCUCUCUUUAGAGCUUCGCCCGAGGCAAAGAAAAACUUACCUUCCUCCAAUUAGGCAUCCUUCUUUGACAGAUUCAUCCCUAAGCACUGUAGGAAUCUUGGGUCUUCAUAGGCAUGUUUCUGAUCCUGGUCUUCCAGGGAAAUAAUCAUUUUGUACCAUUUACUCCACAUACAAUGUAAGUGCUUUUAAUGGCUGUUUUCCUUUUUGUAUUUAAAUCCUCUCUACUUGACUCAGGGGCUCACAAGGUACCAUUAUAUGCAAAAGUACUGUAUAUUUUCCUAAAUUGAAGCUUGUAAGGUAUAAUUGAGCAGUUAGGAUGUAAAUAUACAUAUGAACUCUUUUGUUCCAAAUGUUAAAACUGCCAGCAUCUCAAGGCACCUUAUUUUUUUUUAUUUUUUAAAUCAUCUGCAUGUUAGGAAACUCCAGUUUCUCUUGCAUGGAGACUCCUAUUUACUGCUUUUACUAAACCAGUACUUUGUUAUGAAAAUGCCUUCCAAGCAAAUAAGACACUAAGGGAUAAAACUGUUCAUGGAUGCAACUCAGAUGAUCCUCAACUCACGGUAGUUCAAGGGGGAGAAAGAGAACUUUAGUCACUUUUGAGAACAGAUACCCUUCUGUAUCGAGAUGUUUAUAGUUAAUUACAUUCAUUCCACCACACUGGAAAAAAACAGUUUUAGAGUUAUAAAGCUCUGACAGUAUAGGAAGCCAUCUCCAAAUACAUGAAUGUAGGCCAGCAUUAAUGAGGACAAAAAGGCCUUUCUAUUUAAAAUCCUGCCUCUAACUGCAUUCACAAACUACCUAAAAUAUUUUCCACUGGCACAUUUCCUUGAAUGCUUAGAAACAAGUUUCUCUAAUUUUUCUGUUUUGGGGGGGGUGGGAUGGAGUCUCCUUAAGAACUGCUAAAAUGUGACUGUCACAAACUGACAUCCACAGCUUUCUUCUGAUCCAUAUUUUAGGGCAAUCCUGAAUUUGAUCAAAAGAAUGGACGCACAUAGUUUUCUUUUCAAAAAAUGUGCAUUUUUAAUGAAUUUGCAUGGCAAAAUUAGCUUCCAUUAAGUAUAUGUUGUUCUAUGGCUUUCUAAUCCCAGCUGUGGAAAAACAAUGUGCAUUUACCUGCCUAUAAAGGAAAUGCACACACUCCAAUAAAAUUUCAGUUUUGUUUGGUUAUCAAACAUGUUUGCUAAUCGAAGAUUAAAUGAAAAUCUUUUAUAUAUGGAUUGGGCUGAAUAUAUAUUGACCCCAGAAUACUGGAACAUACAAUGAAAUAUAUUUUAAUAUCUUCAACUAUCUUCAACUGUUAGACUGGGGGUGGGUAGGUGUAUGUGUCUCAUAAAAUCAGGGUAUUGAAAAAAUUGCAAGUUAAGAUUCUGAUUAGUCAGUUUCUAGUUAAGCUUUACUUUUUGAGUACAAUUUUAAACUUAUUACGGACUGCUCCAUUAUAUCCUUUCCUUCUGAACAAAAUUUUGAAGUUUUUCGAAAGUUUCUUCAUCCUUUGCAAAUACUUACACUCACAUGUAUUUUUAAAGA